AAUUAUUUCUAUCUGCGCUCUUUCUCUCUCUCUUUCUUUCUUAUCAGCGACCGCAAUUGACAUUGAGAGUCAGCUGUGGAAUUGACCUAUUUACUUUCCACUCUAGCUUUUGGUUUGGGUGUAGCUUUGGUCCGCGACUCUUGACAUACAUAGGACAUCAUUCCGCACGCGAUCAUCCGAUCGUUUUGUCUGUCGCACAUCUUCUUUUCCACCACAGGCGCACGAAAUAAAGAAAGAAAGAAAAAAGCCGAGGAAAAAGAGAUGAGAUAGGGACUGGGUUAUGCAAUUGCAAUUACAGUGCCAAUGCCGUCGUCCACUUGCCAUCUGCCAAAUGGGCAGACGUUCAGCGUCACGCCCGUCUUUGGCGGGGUUACUUUCAAGUCGAAUGAUAUGAACCUUCACCACUCCGUCUUCCCGCCCGGUUGGACCAUUGUGAUUCAGACGGAGAAGCCGAUUGAGGAUGGCUCUGAGGACGGAAAUCACAAUGAUCUUGUCACGGAGGGAGAUGCGUCCAGUACUGCUGCUUCGACGACGCAGGAUACGACCCCGCAGGGGAGCAGCAGCUCUGCAGAGCGCCCGGUCAAGACGUAUCGCUUCUCGAAACCGACGCUGCGAAAUGAUUAUCUGUUUCUUUCGUCGAUUACGAAUCCGUCAAGUAACGAUUUUAAGCCCGCGACGUCCCCGACGAGGCAGAUUGCCAUGAUGCUGUGGGCUUCGUUGUGGUGGUACUUUCAUGAGCCGGAGCCGGACUUGCACCUCACGACGGAGGCUUCUGCGAAGACGCCAGAGCUGGGGAAGCCCAAGGGAGAUUGGAGGAUUAAUAUCAGACGGGAGGGGAUCUUUCGAGGCCGGAAUCUGCUGCAGAAGCUCGAGCGCAUGGGCAUGAUCGCAAGUGAGGACUCGUCCGUGGGAUUGGAUGCCUCUGGCACGCAGAACUCCCCCGGUUGGGAUAAUAUGUUCAUCAGUCGACGCACCUUUUGGCAGCUCGAUCCGCGUAUCUUCCUAUUCACCUUGUCGCCGGCGGGGAGUAAUGUGCCAGCAUCACCAUCUCUUCCUCCUCACCACUCUUCCAGACCGUCGUCGCCCUGCCUGGCGUCUGAUACGGUUCCUCCCUCGCCCACUGAAGGCCCAAUCAACAACCCCCCAGGCCCAUUUACAUCGGGGAGCCAUCUCCCAACUUACUUCCCUCCCCAGGUCACACAGUACACCUUCACCAAUGGGGUCCGGCACCCCAUACGGCCCAAGCCGCCUCGACAAGGCGAGGUGUUUUAUACUCGAUACAUCCCCAGCGUUGAUCAGUACCUCUCAUUCCGUGUACCCAAACUCCCCGCUCCCAAAGCUACCGGCCACCACCAUGCCUCCUCCAACUCGUCUACUCUCUCCGCCGCGAGUGCGCAGUCCCACGCCUCCAGCGUCCCAUCCGAUCUAGACCUCCUCCACCAAUGGAUGAACGAACCCCGGGUAAAUGCCGCCUGGGGCAUGGCCGGCCCGCAUUCCGUCCAGGAGGAAUUCCUUCGAGAAGGCCUGACCAGCCGACACAGCUUCCCCGUCUUUGGUUGCUGGGACGGGAAGCCUUUCGGCUACUUUGAGAUCUACUGGGUGAAGGAGGAUCGAUUCGGCAGUCUCCUCGGCGGAAACGUCGACAACUACGAUCGCGGACUGCACGUCCUGGUCGGCGAGCAGGAAUACCGCGGCGCACAUCGCGUAGCCAUCUGGUUAAGUGCCCUAGUCCAUUAUUGCUGGUUGGCAGAUAUGCGCACUCAAACAGUCAUGUUGGAGCCAAGAGUUGAUAAUAUAAACUUCAUCAACCACCUCCACCGAUCCGGCUUCUACAAAGAAGGCGAAGUCAGCUUCCCGCAUAAACAGUCCGCCGUGAUGAAAAUCAAGCGUGAUUCAUGGGAAGCUCCUGCUCUAUGAUUGAUCCAUGAGAUAUAUGAAAUUUAAUGAAAAAAAAAGAAAAUCAUUUUUUCUCCUCAGUAUCUGUCUAGUUAUCCAAACUGCAUUAUACCGCAUCGCAAGCAAUUGCAUUCAUUAUAUUACCUUCAGUCAGUCAGGUGAAAUAGCCGGUUUUUAUUU
Paecilomyces variotii is the source of this 2076-nucleotide messenger RNA. RefSeq names its product putative siderophore biosynthesis protein. The transcript has 2 exons. Lineage: Eukaryota; Fungi; Ascomycota; Eurotiomycetes; Eurotiales; Thermoascaceae. The record is from RefSeq and is a predicted model, not a curated record. Gene Ontology annotation, biological process: siderophore biosynthetic process. The coding region runs from base 304 to 1917 and encodes 537 amino acids.